UUGUGUGUGGGAAUUAGUUCAAUUGUAGCGUGUACAUCUCCCAAUCAGCGUAGUAGCGAAAUUUGCGGACUUCGUAAUUCUAAAUAUUUAUUUAAAAAAUGGCCACAACUCUAGCUGCAGACCGUUUCUGGGUGGAUAAGGCAAAUUGCCACAAUGCCGAACGUCAAUAUUACGAACUUUUAAGCAAGGAGGAUAAGGUCAAAAAGAUAAGCGGGGAUGGUCACUUGAAUGGUGUACAAGAGCCGCAAACAAAAUUGAAAAAAAGCAAAAAAUUGAAAUACAAAAAGAAUGAGCAUGUAACAAAAUUAACAGAAAUAUCAACGAACUCUGAAAGCGAAGAGAGAUUUUUAUCAUCCGGCUCCCAGGUCAAUGCACCAAUUGAUGUACCUAAAGUGGUUGCUAAACAAAGUGGAGAGAAACCCAAAAAAAGAAAUAAGGGAGCUAAAAAAAAUGCCGAUAUGUUGGGUUCCUCGGCCAACAGCCAGUGCACUUUAGUCUCGGAAAUCGCUAAAGCAAGAGAACAUAUUAAAAAUUCGUUAGAAAAGAUGGACGGCAUUACUACACUAACUGCAACUCCAGCAUCCGGUGAAGUUCUUGAUCGUGUUGCUGUUAUCGAAAAAGACAAUGCCGAUUUGAGAAAGUUAAUAGAAAGCUUGAGAUCGGUUUGUUUAGAAACUCAAAGUCGUGUAACAGCUUUGGAAAAGAAAGUUAACGCCGAACUAGCCGGAAAAACUGUUGCAUCCACAUCUGCCCCCGCCCCUGCCUCCAAUGCCGCACCUGCAAAGGCAGAAGCUGAUGAUGAUGAUGACGUGGAUCUAUUCGGUUCUGAGGACGAGGAGGAUGAGGAAGCCGCACGUGUGCGCGAGGAGCGUUUGGCUGCAUACGCCGCAAAGAAAUCGAAGAAACCGCAAAUUAUCGCAAAAUCUAGUUUGAUUUUGGAUGUUAAGCCAUGGGAUGAUGAAACCGAUCUUAAAGUUAUGGAAACGGAAAUAAGAAAAAUCGAAACCGAUGGUCUCUUAUGGGGCGCAUCCAAAUUCGUUCCAGUAGCUUUUGGUAUCCAAAAGCUUAGUAUUUCAUGUGUCGUCGAAGACGACAAAGUAUCGAUUGAUUGGCUAACUGAGGAAAUCGAAAAACUAGAAGACUACGUUCAGAGUGUUGAUGUUGCUGCAUUCAAUAAAAUUUAAAUAUUCAUAUUAAAUAAAAAAAACUUACGAGUAUCUAAAAAA
This is a messenger RNA of Bactrocera dorsalis (oriental fruit fly), 1226 nucleotides long. RefSeq names its product probable elongation factor 1-delta (gene eEF1delta). The record is from RefSeq and is a predicted model, not a curated record. The transcript is spliced from 4 exons. Gene Ontology annotation, cellular component: eukaryotic translation elongation factor 1 complex; cytosol. NCBI's taxonomy places the organism in Eukaryota, Metazoa, Arthropoda, Insecta, Diptera, Tephritidae. Gene Ontology annotation, biological process: translational elongation. Gene Ontology annotation, molecular function: guanyl-nucleotide exchange factor activity; translation elongation factor activity. Bases 99 to 1184 code for a protein of 361 amino acids.